AUGAAGAAUGCUUCUCUCACCAACAACUCUGAGUUCGACCUGCCUGCCCACGCUGGAACCCAUGUUGAUGCCCCUGGCCAUGUUUUUAAUGACUACUUUGACGCAGGGUUUGAUGUUGAUCAGCUUGACCUGGAUGUCCUCAAUGCUGAAGUUAUGAAGUCCCUAAAUAUUCCCAAGGGUACACGCCGGGUCCUUUUCAAGACAUUGAAUACUGACAGGCGGCUUAUGCAUCGAAAGGAAUUCGACUCGAGCUUUGUGGGAUUCACGGAGGAUGGAGCAAAAUGGGUAGUCGACAACACAGACAUCAAACUUGUUGGAACUGAUUACUUUUCCAUUGCCACCUAUGAUGAAGCAAUUCCAGCUCAUGUUGCCUUUCUCAGAGGCAGGGAAAUCAUUCCUGUGGAAGGCCUAAAGCUUGACGACAUCCAACCCGGAAACUAUUCUGUGCAUUGCUUGCCUCUAAGGUUGCUUGGUGCUGAAGGAGCACCAACAAGAUGCAUCCUCAUCAAAUGA
Prunus armeniaca (apricot) is the source of this 513-nucleotide messenger RNA. The record is from the annotation of a GenBank genome assembly. NCBI's taxonomy places the organism in Eukaryota, Viridiplantae, Streptophyta, Magnoliopsida, Rosales, Rosaceae.